AGGAGAGAACUAGAAACAAACAAUGUCUGAAAUAGAAAAGCAAAAGUCGGAAGAAGAAGAAUCAUCGAUGGCAUGGCCGGAUAUCGAAGAAGAACUCGUGAUACCCGAGGUUUUACAUAGUGAAGGUGUGAAGAAACUGCAUAUGAGUAUUCAAAGUGAGUGGGAUUACCUUCAGAAGUCUGCUUGUCAAACAGCUGCAGGUAGAGCUUUGUGGAAACAUGUUAUUCAUGAUCCGCUCGCUCAUUUGUUUGCUGGAGAGACACAUUUGAGAAACCUACACACAAAGAUUCAGACUGACCGUCUCAACAAUGCUCGAGAGAUUUCCGGUGUGAUUCUAGCCGUUCGAACUCUCUGGUUUGAUACAAGGAUUCAAGCUGCUCUGGAGUCUUUCCACGGCGAAGCAGCACAGGUUGUUCUACUUGGUGCAGGAAUGGAUGCAAGAUCAUACAGACUAAACUGCUUGAACAAAAGCGACGUAUUCGAAGUGGAUUUUCAAGAUGUUUUGGAAACCAAAGCGAGCUUAGUUCAAGCUGCAGUAAACUCUAGAGAUGAUCUUAGGAUGACAGCGAAAUCACUAGUCAGAGUAGCAAUUGAUAUCAGAGACAACGAUUGGUUUGAACAGCUUAAGAAAUCGGGUUUUUUGCCAGAGAUUAACACGGUAUGGGUUCUCGAAGGUAUUCUCUAUUACCUGUCUCACACAGAGGCAAUGCAAGUACUGAAGCUCAUAGCUGAUAAGUGUGGACUAACCAGCACAGUUCUCUUGGCGGAUUUCAUGAACAAACCGUCUGCUACACUGCCAAACUCUGUGUUCCACUUUUACAGUGACUGGCCUGAACAGCUCUUACCAUCAUUGGGAUUCUCUCAUGUCAAGCUUUCACAGAUAGGUGAUCCAGAUGCAAAUUUCGGUCUGCUACACGAUCCACGGAAUCUCUUCAACAAACUUCUUCGCCUGCCAAGAACUGCACAGAUCCAUCCAGAUGAUGGAAAACCAUGCUGCCGUUUGUAUUUGGUCGAAGCUUCUGGUUCACCGCCUCAAGAUAAUUUCCUAGAGAACCAUGUGAGCUUGUAAGAUCUUUCCAGACAUAGCAUUUGGUACUGCACGCUUUUGAAGAACAUAUAUAUAUGAGUCUUUCAGACUAGAGAAAUUGUGUAGGAGAUUAUUGGUAAUUUGAUGUAUAAACCAUUGAUAUGAAC
This is a messenger RNA of Arabidopsis arenosa, 1194 nucleotides long. Lineage: Eukaryota; Viridiplantae; Streptophyta; Magnoliopsida; Brassicales; Brassicaceae. The record is from the annotation of a GenBank genome assembly.